CAUGCUGGGCAUGUACGUGCCAGACAGAUUUUCUCUGAAGUCUUCCCACGUCCAAGACGGGAUGGGGCUGUACACCAGCAGGAGAGUGAAAAAGGGUGAAAAGUUUGGUCCGUUUGCUGGAGAAAAAAGAAUCCCCAGUGAGUUGGAUGAAACUAUGGACAACAGACUGAUGUGGGAGGUCCGAGGAAAUAAAGGAGAAGUGUUGUAUGUUUUAGAUGCCACAAAUCCACGCCAUUCCAAUUGGCUACGCUUUGUCCAUGAGGCACCAUCCCAGGAGCAGAAGAACUUGGCAGCUAUCCAGGAAGGGGAGAACAUAUUCUACCUGGCUAUUGAGGACAUAGACACAAAUACAGAACUGCUCAUUGGAUACUUGGACAGUGAUAUGGAGGAGGCUGAAGAAGAAAACAAGGAAGUUGUUAGUGUAGUCUCCAAAGAAGAGGAAGAUAGUAUUAAAGAGGUCCCACUCCCUGCUGGGGAGAAAACCGAAACAGAACACUGUAAACAUAAAGAUGACCAUGACUGCCCUCUUUGUGAAUCCAGUUUUCCCAGUCAUGAGAUUCUUGCUGAACAUCUUCAAGCUUUGCAUCAGAAACCUAGUGAAGAGAAGGAGUUUAAGUGCAGGAAUUGUGGAAAAAAAUUCCCUGUAAAACAGGCUCUUCAGAGACAUGUACUUCAAUGUUCAGAGAAUAUCAUCUCCGGAGACACUUCAGGGACUUAUCAGUGUUCCGUUUGCAAUACCUCCUUCGGCUCAGCGUUGAGUUUUGAACAGCACAAAGAGGCAUGCAAAGGAGAUGUGAGAUUUAUAUGUAAGGCUGAUAGCUGUGGGAAAAGGUUUAGAAGCAAAGAUACACUGAAAAAGCACAAGGAAAAUGUGCAUAUAGGAAACUCUAAAAAGAAGCUUAUGUGCACCGUGUGUAACAAAAAGUGCUCCUCGUCAAUCAACCUCCAAGAGCAUCGAAAGGUUCAUGAGGUCUAUGAGUGUCAGGAUUGUGACAAGAAAUUUAUUUCAGCUAACCAGCUUAGAAGGCAUAUGAUAACUCAUUCAGAGAAGCGCCCCUACACCUGUGAGGUUUGCUGUAAGUCCUUCAAACGACUUGAUCAAGUGACCGCUCACAAAAUAAUUCACAGCGAGGACAAACCUUACCAGUGCAAGCUCUGUGGAAAGGGAUUUGCCCACAGAAAUGUUUACAAGAAUCAUAAGAAGACUCAUUCUGAGGAGAGACCGUUCCAAUGUGAGGAAUGCAAGGCUUUGUUCCGCACUCCUUUCUCACUGCAAAGGCACCUGCUAAUACACAACAGUGAACGCACGUUUAAGUGUGACCACUGUGAUGCUACAUUUAAAAGGAAAGACACAUUAAAUGUUCACAUACAAGUUGUGCAUGAUGGCCACAAGAAGUACAAAUGUGAUCUCUGUGACAAAGCCUUUGUGACUCCUUCAGUCCUGAAGAGCCAUAAAAAAACACACACAGGGGAAAAAAAAAAGAUUUGCCCUUACUGUGGUCAGAAGUUUGCUAGCAAUGGCACACUCAGAGUCCAUAUAAGAAGCCAUACAGGUGAGCGCCCCUACCAGUGUCCUUACUGUGACAAAGCCUUCAGUAAGAAUGACGGAUUAAAGAUGCACAUUCGGACACAUACAAGGGAGAAGCCAUACCAGUGUACAGAAUGUAAUAAGGCCUUCAGUCAGAAACGUGGGCUAGAUGAACACAUGAGGACUCACACCGGGGAAAAACCAUUCCAGUGCGAUGUUUGUGACCUGUCCUUCAGUCUAAAGAAAAUGUUAAUUCGACAUAAACUGACUCACAAUCCUAAUCGUCCAAUGGCAGAGUGCCAGCUUUGCCACAAGAAGUUUACAAGAAAUGACUACCUCAAGGUGCACAUGGAGAAUGUACAUGGAGAAACGGACAGUUGA
Nanorana parkeri is the source of this 1909-nucleotide messenger RNA. RefSeq names its product PR/SET domain 5 (gene PRDM5). Gene Ontology annotation, molecular function: DNA-binding transcription factor activity; protein binding; RNA polymerase II transcription regulatory region sequence-specific DNA binding. The transcript is spliced from 16 exons. NCBI's taxonomy places the organism in Eukaryota, Metazoa, Chordata, Amphibia, Anura, Dicroglossidae. Gene Ontology annotation, cellular component: nucleus. The record is from RefSeq and is a predicted model, not a curated record. Gene Ontology annotation, biological process: negative regulation of DNA-templated transcription. Bases 2 to 1909 code for a protein of 635 amino acids.